Myodes glareolus (Bank vole) is the source of this 625-nucleotide messenger RNA. NCBI's taxonomy places the organism in Eukaryota, Metazoa, Chordata, Mammalia, Rodentia, Cricetidae. The record is from RefSeq and is a predicted model, not a curated record.
AUGGGGGGCAAUUUGCAGAGGGCAGGUGACUGGAGGAGCCCCCUGGCAGGGUUAAAACUAUGGAAAGAAGCCUGUGCCCCAGAGAACAGCAGUAAAGAACAGUCAGCCACAACUGAACAUCUGGGUCCAAGUACCAUCAGGAAAAGAGAAAUUGGCCGCUCCCUGGGCUGUAGCAAUAACGAUGACAUCGAGGUGGAGAGCGACGCUGACAAACGGGCUCACCAUAAUGCACUGGAACGAAAACGUAGGGACCACAUCAAAGACAGCUUUCACAGUUUGCGGGACUCAGUCCCAUCACUCCAAGAGAAGGCAUCCCAGGCCCAAAUCUUAGACAAGGCAACAGAGUAUAUCCAGUAUAUGCGAAGGAAAAACCACACGCACCAGCAAGACAUUGAUGACCUCAAGCGGCAGAAUGCUCUUCUGGAGCAGCAAGUCCGUGCACUGGAGAAGGCAAGGUCAAGUGCCCAACUGCAGACCAAUUACCCCUCCUCAGACAACAGCCUCUACACCAACGCCAAGGGCGGCACCAUCUCUGCCUUUGAUGGGGGUUCAGACUCCAGCUCAGAGUCCGAGCCUGAAGAGCCCCAGAGCAGGAAGAAACUCUGGAUGGAGGCCAGCUAAGCCA